This is a messenger RNA of Pedinophyceae sp. YPF-701, 1068 nucleotides long. The record is from the annotation of a GenBank genome assembly. Lineage: Eukaryota; Viridiplantae; Chlorophyta; Pedinophyceae.
AUGCCUCGCAUCGCCGAGCUCGGACUCGAGCUCAACGGGGAGGAGCUCGCGGCCUUCGAUGCGCGCGUACGGACACUGGACCACUUCCUCUCUACGCCAGUCCAGGAGCUCGAAGUCAGGGCCGGGCCGUCGAACAAGGACGUCACAGAGAAGGUGGUCGCGACCAUGCUGCGCGCCGUCGAGCAGCACGUCGCCCCGCAGCCCACGAGCGGCACUCAGCUCAUGGAGAUGCUAGCCAAGGAGUGUCGGCUGCUGCCGACGGGGUGCCGCACGGUCGACGCGCUCCUGCACGGCGGCCUCCGCGAGGGGCAGCACACGGAGGUCAUCGGCGGGUCCGGCACGGGCAAGACGCAGCUCUGCCACAUGGCCGCGGUGUCCACGGCGGCGCGCGGGGAGCGGGUGGUCUACAUUGACACCGCGGGGCAGUUCUCCGCAACACGCGCCGCGCAGCUGCAGCCCGCAGCAGCCGCCGCCGCCGCCGCGUCGUUCCCGAAGGACCCCGCGACGGGCCAGCCGCGCCCGCCGACGGUGGAAGAGACCCUCGGCCUGAUCCAGGUGCACCGGGCGCACGACGCGUACGCGGUGCUGGCCGCGCUGGAGAGCGUCAUCGUGCAGGAGAUGCAGCCGCUGCCUGAGGACGUCCGGGGGGAGAAGAUUGCGCUCAUCGUGGUGGACUCCCCGACGACGACGCUGAUGCCCGGGUCCGGCGGCGGGAGCCAGAUGGGGCAGGCGAUCGGGGCGUCGCUGGGGCGGCUGCUGCGGCACAUCGCGGACGCCGGCGCGCUGGCGGUGCUGACGACGAACUGGACGACGCAGGAGGACCGAGCGUGGGGGGGUCACGGCGGGGGGGGAAGUGGGGAGCCGGAGUGGAUGACGCACCGGGGGGCGAUGGGGGAGAGCUGGCGGGCGCAAGCGGCGGUGCGGGUGCACUUGGCGCGGGAGGGCGACAACAGGGAGGACGCGGCCGUGUCGAUGGUGCUGACGCAGAGCCCGCUGUACGCGCCGCUGGUGGGCGGGGUCGCGCGGUUCCGAAUACGGCCGGAGGGGCUCGUGGGGAUCGACGGCUAG